AUGUCCGACCCAUCAAAGACCUCCGGCCAGUACCACUCGACCAAGGGCAACGUCGUCGAGGCUAUCGGCAACGCGACCGGUCUUGAGUCCUGGCAAACGUCAGGCAAGCAGGAGCACGCUGAGGGUGAGGGCGAGUACAACGCUGCCCGCGCCAAGGGCUAUGCCGAGGGCACCGCAGACCGCAUCUCCGGCAAGAAGGACAAUGUCAUCGGCGCCGUCACCGGCGACAGCUCCCAGCAGGCGCAGGGGCAGGCGCGCCACGACAAGGGCGAAACCCAACAAGAGUUCAACAAGCGCGCGUAG
Molecule: messenger RNA, 303 nt
Organism: Schizophyllum commune H4-8
Lineage: Eukaryota; Fungi; Basidiomycota; Agaricomycetes; Agaricales; Schizophyllaceae
Exons: 3
Coding region: 1-303 (100 amino acids)
Source: RefSeq, a predicted model, not a curated record